Molecule: messenger RNA, 945 nt
Organism: Coregonus clupeaformis (lake whitefish)
Lineage: Eukaryota; Metazoa; Chordata; Actinopteri; Salmoniformes; Salmonidae
Product: DNA-directed RNA polymerase II subunit RPB7
Exons: 8
Coding region: 142-660 (172 amino acids)
Biological process (GO): DNA-templated transcription; transcription initiation at RNA polymerase II promoter; positive regulation of translational initiation
Cellular component (GO): RNA polymerase II, core complex; P-body
Molecular function (GO): single-stranded DNA binding; single-stranded RNA binding; translation initiation factor binding
Source: RefSeq, a predicted model, not a curated record
GUGAAACUUAUUCCAGAAAUCAAACAUUACCAUCUGCCUGUCAUGUGCCGCUGGAUUUAAAUAAUAAUUUAGAAACGAUAACCAUUCUUUUCUGAUAAAUUAAACAGAAGGCUACAAUCAAGGAAGCGUGAGCGGGAAAUCAUGUUUUAUCAUAUUUCCCUGGAGCAUGAGAUCCUGCUCCACCCUCGGUACUUUGGUCCCAACCUCCUGAACACUGUGAAACAGAAGCUCUUCACAGAAGUGGAGGGAACAUGCACAGGAAAAUAUGGAUUCGUCAUUGCGGUGACCACCAUUGACAACAUUGGUGCAGGUGUCAUCCAACCAGGCAGGGGAUUCGUGCUUUACCCCGUCAAGUACAAGGCUAUUGUCUUCCGUCCAUUCAAAGGCGAGGUGGUAGAUGCCGUGGUUACCCAGGUCAACAAAGUUGGUCUGUUCACAGAGAUCGGCCCCAUGUCCUGUUUCAUCUCUCGUCAUUCCAUUCCCUCAGAGAUGGAGUUUGACCCCAACUCAAAUCCUCCCUGUUAUAAGACAACCGAUGAGGACAUUGUAAUCCAACAGGAUGAUGAGAUUCGGUUGAAGAUCGUGGGAACAAGAGUAGAUAAAAACGACAUUUUUGCCAUUGGAUCCCUCAUGGAUGAUUACCUGGGUCUUGUCAGCUGAUGUCCCUGCAGUGCUAUGCUGGUGUAUCAACAUACUAAUAUUUUUCUAGGUUGAUAAUGUGGUAUUGCUGCAAAUUGUGAAGUUCUAAAUGUGGAAGGAUCAAUGAUCCUUUGACACAGUAUGAAUAGAUACUAUUGAAACUACCCAGAGCCUGUUGAUAAGCAGGUGGUUAUGUUGCCGUAUUAAUCGCUACUGUAUCGUCGGAGUUACCCUUCAGAUGUUGUUGUAUAUUGUAUUUUUACAACUUGUGAACUGAAAUAAAUGUUUAUAUUUUUUGUUAAUGUU